AAGAUACGCGCUCGUACGUGAAUCUGGCCCAAUGUUUUUGCUGAAUCAGUAGGCCCAUAUUGGAAAUGUCAAACUUGUUCUGGACUGAAGAGGGUAUACAGAGGUGAACUGUUUUAACAGUUCUGCAUUAACAAGGUCACAGGCAUAUAAAAGUGUUCCCUUAUUAUGGGAUAUGAUUAAUAUUUUUGGCUCUCUGGUCUCUCCUUGGGUGUUCCCUCAGCAGGACGGCAGGUGUGGUUCUGUGGUGGAAGAUUUGCAGAGAGCGUUGUCCUGCGCUGUACACGUCUCUGUACUGUUAAGGAUUGCUGUCGCUGUAAUGAGGCUAAUUGGGUCAGUCCAGGUUGUGUCAUGGAGGGAGGUGACCAUAUGCCAUGCUCAGAAUUCCAAUGGGAGAACCUAGAUGUCGUCUUGUCCCUCAAGGAGCCAAGUACAGAGUGCCAAGGUGGCCCGUCCUGUCGUUGUGAGAAAGCAGGCAACAGCGUGCCGUGUCCCCGCAUCCUCCCUCUCUGGAAACCCAUUUCCACCAGCACAGACCGACUAGUGGAGCAGGAAAGACGCACGCGCAAUGAUAACUCUUCAAGAAUAGGAAGCCGAGAAUACGCCAAAACCAGCCAGAAGAGCCCAAAACCCACAGUACCACCAAAGCCUACAGAUCUGCCACCUUCUCCUUCACCAUACAAAAACCCAAAUCCUAACUGGAGGACCUUUCCCCGGGGCCGGCCUAGGAUGGACGAUGGUACACCACCACUGGCUGAGAGGUCGCCCAAAAUCAACGAUCUUAUCAGCCGCUUUGAAAGCAACAGCCCCAGUGAUGCCAAGAAAGAAAGCCCGGAUGUGAACAAUGGGUCUCAUCACAUAAGUAACCACAAAGUCAUUCUCCAGCAGAGGCCAUUCACGGAGCAUCCGCUUGUCCAAAAACAAGGCUUGAGUCUGGAUUUAACUCAGGACCAGCCCAAACCAAAGUGCAAUGGGAUUGUAACUCCAGAAGUGGUGGAAAUUAGUGAUGGAUUUCCUACUCCUAGAAUACAGAAUGAAAGUUGUGACACUGAUGCACCUUCUUUUAGAAAACAAGAACCUCCUGCUCCCAGAUCUCCCUCUCAUGGUACUAGAGGACCUCCUUCCCCAAAAACUCCUUUACACAGACCGCUAGCUCCCAAGUCUGGGCCUGAAGACUCUCCUCCACUUAGUACUCAGGAUCCUUCUAAUGGAUCAUCAAGUCCCCCUGCUCUUGAAGAACGUGAUUCACCCCCUUCAUAUGACGCUGCCUUACAAAACAGGUUAAAUGGAGAAGGACACAACCUAACUGAGGACAGACCCGUAUCACCCAUCUAUAGAGGGCAUACCAACAAGGGGUACCAGGAAAAUGAAACCCCUAGUAGAUUACCAUCAGAUGACAAGGAGAAUGAAGACAGCAAUAGCACCAUUUCCUCUCCAAGAGACUCUGGAGAAAUUAAGGAGACCAACGAGCAGAAGCUGCUCAACAUCGCCAAUGAGCUGCUGCAGACAGAGAGGGCCUACGUCAGCCGCUUGGAGCUCCUGCAGACGUUUAAUACAGCGCUGGAUAACGAAGCCAAGAAAGGUUCUUUCCCAGUUGAUGUUCCAUACAAGAUAUUCUCUAAUAUUGUGUCUAUUCACAGCUUCCACUCCUCUUUCCUCCUCCCCGAGCUGGAAAGCAGAAUGAAAGAAUGGUGCAACAAUCCGCGGAUUGGAGAUAUAUUACAGAAGUUAGCGCCAUUUCUGAAGAUGUAUGCUGAGUAUGUAAAAAAUUUUGAUAACGCCAUGGAAACGGUGAAAACGUGGAUGGAGCGGUCUACGCAAUUUAAACAUGUAGUGGAGGAAAUCCAGAGGGAAGGAAAAUGUGGAAGUUUAACCCUUCAGCACCAUAUGUUAGGGCCUGUUCAGAGGAUCCCGCGAUAUGAGAUGCUUCUUAAAGAUUACCUCCGCAAACUGCCGCAAGACUCGUUCGACAGGACGGAUUCCGAAAAGUCGCUAGAAAUUAUUUCUACUGCGGCAAGUCACUCCAACACAGCGAUCAGGAAAAUGGAAAAUUUGAAGAAGCUGCUGAUGGUGUAUGAAAUGCUGGGAGAAGAAGAAGACAUUGUGCACCCUUCCAACGAGUUUAUAAAAGAAGGACAGAUCAUGAAACUUGCGGCUCGCAACACAUCAACCCAGUACAGGCAUCUUUUCCUGUUCAACAACAUGUUGCUGUACUGUGUGCCAAAGUUCCUGGGUGGGGGGAAGUACAGUGUCCGAACAAAAAUCGGUCUGGAGGGGAUGAAGGUGGUGGAGACGCAAAACGAAGAUUAUCGACACACGUUCCAGAUCUCCGGUAAAGAGAGAACACUGGAGCUGCAGGCUGGUUCAGAGCAAAUCAAAGAAGAAUGGAUUAAGGCUUUGAACGACGCCGCUGCAAACUUCCAGCAGAGGAAUGAGACUUUCCUGAUUGCUAAAAAACUGGAGGAGGCUCCUCUGGAGGUUCCGAGUGCUGAGCUGGGACUCCGAGCGCCACGGUGGAUCCGGGACAAUGAGGUGACAAUGUGCAUGAAAUGCAAGGAGCCAUUUAAUGCCCUGACACGGAGGAGGCACCACUGCCGGGCCUGUGGCUAUGUGGUUUGCUGGAAGUGCUCCGAUUACAAGGCUGCUCUGGAGUAUGACAAUAACAAGAUCAACAAAGUAUGCAAAGAUUGCUACCACAUAUUACGAGGCAGUAGUGACAGUGAGGAAAAAGAGAAGAAAAGGGGUAUACUGGAGAUCGAGUCUGCAGAAGUAUCGGGUAACAGCGCCAUCUGCAGUUUUCUCCAGUAUAAUGAAAAAUCCAAACCAUGGCAGAAAGUUUGGUGUGUGAUCCCAAAGCAGGAGGCACUUGUGUUGUACAUGUUUGGCGCACCACAGGAUGUAAAGGCCCAGACCACCAUCCCACUGCUGGGCUACCUUGUUGACGAAUCCCCUCGUGGAGUAGAUUUGCAGUUCAGCUUCAGACUUUCCCAGUCUAAGUCAGUUCACUGCUUCUCCGCCGACACGGAGGAACUGAAACAGAGGUGGCUUAAGGUCAUCAACCUGGCCGUGAAGGGGUUAACCGAGGAAGAUAUAGAAGACACACAUAGCACAGAACAUAGACAGUCAGAAGCUUCUUAAUGGUUUCCAGAAUCUUAAUUUCAUCCCCUGAUCAAUUAGGACUAAAAAUAUUGUACAUAUUAAAGACUCCUCACGCUUAAUGGGAAAUCUGUGGACUUUGGACAUUUGGCUGUUUGGGGCCAGGUCACAAGAAAAAUAUUUAAGAAAAAAAAAUCCUUCUUCGUGCCAACAAAAUCCAGUCCCAAGACAUUGUAGAGAAGUGGGUUUGCGUAUCUUGCUGGCAAGAGACCCUAGUAAGAAAAAAAAAUGGGAUUUGUAUGAGGCCUUGAUAGCACUACAUAUUGUUAUGCUCCAAAUGUUGGAAACUCAAGUCAUGUCAUCAAUCGUAAAGCAGUUCCAUUGGUCACACAAGUGGAGUGGUUCAUACUGCUGGUUUGGAGACGGUCAACUGAAAGCUUCAGUUUGAAAUUUCACUUAGGUGCCCCCAGGCCUCAAUCAUUGCGUUAAUAAUUGCACAAUCAACCACAAAUUGUAAAAAAAAAAUCAUCAUCAAACUUUUUUUUGCAUAUUGGACGUUCAACUUUCCAAACUUAAAGGCACAAAGAUUUAAGAGUAUGAAAGCACAUGGAGGGUUGAAGGAAGGUCUGCGGCCUGUUGCUAAACCUCAGGCGUUUUUGUCAGGAAAUUAAGAUUUUCGAAAUAUUUAUUAACUGUGAAUUGUACAAAUGUAUUAGUGUAUUAAAUUGUGAAAUAUUGCCCAAUUUUAUAGAGAAUUUGCAGCGACCAUGUUUUGAACUGCAUACGGUGCAGCAAAUGUUUGAGCGACUGGUGGUAUAAAAAACUAUCCUAUUUA
Molecule: messenger RNA, 3928 nt
Organism: Rana temporaria (common frog)
Lineage: Eukaryota; Metazoa; Chordata; Amphibia; Anura; Ranidae
Gene: FGD4
Product: FYVE, RhoGEF and PH domain containing 4
Exons: 17
Coding region: 349-3135 (928 amino acids)
Biological process (GO): cytoskeleton organization; filopodium assembly
Cellular component (GO): cytoplasm
Molecular function (GO): metal ion binding; guanyl-nucleotide exchange factor activity
Source: RefSeq, a predicted model, not a curated record